Messenger RNA from Prionailurus viverrinus (fishing cat), 2117 nucleotides. RefSeq names its product synaptogyrin 3 (gene SYNGR3). Gene Ontology annotation, cellular component: synaptic vesicle membrane; neuromuscular junction. Lineage: Eukaryota; Metazoa; Chordata; Mammalia; Carnivora; Felidae. The coding region runs from base 267 to 875 and encodes 202 amino acids. The transcript is spliced from 4 exons. The record is from RefSeq and is a predicted model, not a curated record.
UCCAGGCAGGAAAGAUGGAGAGGUGGGGUGACUAUAUGGGUUUUGUGUAGCCGCUGGCACUUGGUGCCAGCUGCACCUGCCCGCUUGUCUUCAAGGAGAGCGAUGCCCAGGGUGGGCUGACUUGGGGCAGACCAGGAUAGGACCCCUGUAUCCUAGUGCCAGCUCUGGUGCGACUUGUGGACCACCCUGGGGGCACAUAUCCAUACCCCACACCUGGGUUUCCCUCCGGACUUCAUCUCAAGGAGCUGGCGAAGGAAAGGAGAGAAAUGAAGUUGAAACGGAAGGUGUUCUCCAUCGCCGUCUUCGGGCCCAUAGUCAACGAGGGCUACGUGAACACCGACAGCGGCCCCGAGCUGCGCUGCGUCUUCAACGGGAACGCGGGCGCCUGCCGCUUCGGCGUCGCUCUCGGCCUGGGGGCCUUCCUCGCCUGCGCCGCCUUCCUGCUGCUCGACGUGCGCUUCCAGCAGAUCAGCAGCGUCCGCGACCGCCGCCGCGCGGUGCUGCUGGACCUGGGCUUCUCAGGGCUCUGGUCCUUCCUGUGGUUCGUGGGCUUCUGCUUCCUCACCAACCAGUGGCAGCGCACGGCGCCCGGGCCCGGCACGCUGCAGGCGGGAGACGCGGCGCGGGCCGCCAUCGCCUUCAGCUUCUUCUCCAUCCUCAGCUGGGUGGCGCUCACUGUGAAGGCCCUGCAGCGGUUCCGCCUGGGCACGGACAUGUCGCUCUUUGCCACCGAACAGCUGGGCGCCGGGGCGGGUCAGGCCUAUCCUGGCUACCCGGUGGGCAGCGGCGUGGAGGGCACCGAGACCUACCAGAGCCCUCCCUUCACCGAGACCCUGGACACCAGCCCCAAAGGGUACCAGGUGCCUGCCUACUAGUGGCCGGCAGGCCCCCACCAGGGCUCGGAGACUGCCACCAAGGCAGGCAGGGUCCAGGGCGUCCUGGGACCUCCCUCAGGUCCUCCUGGCCCAGCGCCAGGGACAGAGGGGGUGGCCACUGUGGGCCAUCUGGGGCCAAGAGAGGGUAGCCCCCAGGGUGCCUAGGCUGCCCUCCCCCCCCAGGUUCCCCCUGUCCCCUUAGGCGCUGGCCCCAGGCCCAAGGUCCUGAGGAGGGGACAGUGCGGUCUUGGACGUGUGUCCUCCAACCUCUGGUGAAUCAGCCUGGGAGGGGGCCAUUCCUCUCCUGAGUCAGCUAGCCCCCGGCUCACCUGUCCACUCUGGGGUCUAGCUGUCCACAGCUAGGUGCAGGGGCUGCCCCCCAGACAUGGGCGCUGUUCCCAUCCCAUGUCCCUGAGGGUAGUGACGGUCCCUGCUCCUGUUGUGGUGGCUCACCCCAUGGGGCUGUGCGUGCGCUCUGUCUGGAGCCUCCACCCACUUGCCCUCACAGGCUCGCUAGAGUAGCCUGGUCCUGUUGAUGUUGUGAUUGUGGUCAAGUCCUCGGGCUUCACCUCCUAGUUCCCCGCAAGCAGCCUCACUGUCUGUGGCCCCUGCUCCCAUCCCCACCUGCCUUGGCCCGGGAGCCUGCCCACAUGUGGGCAUUCUGGGCUAGGAAGGCACAACACGGCUCUAGGCCUGGCCACCUGCCCUCUCCCAACCCCUUCAGUAAGACCUUGCCCAAGGGAGGCUUGGGACGCCUGGGUGCCUGGAGACACAAGCCCCUCACAAGGAGGGAGGCCCAGAGGCUCCCCAUGCCCACAGUGCCCCGGACACGGCCGAUCUGUGCAAACCCCUUUACCUUGGCUUCCCGGACCAUCCCCUCAGCAAACUGCCCUGCACCCCCGUGGUAAGGCACAGCCCAAGGUCGGGGGCCCUCUGCGUAGCUGACGACUCAUGCAUUGCUCAAAGCCGGCUUUUUACAUUAUGUCAAUACCAAAUGCGGCUGCCACAUUUCAUUCUUACAGACAGACGCCUCCCUCUGGAGUUGCAGUUGAGUGACAGCCCUGUACGUUGUAGCAUAGACCAAUUAUGUGUGGGUAUUUAAGUGAACAUGUUUACAAUUUUUGUAUCUAUGGAUCUUUCUCUUCCUCUUCCCAAAGAACAAUCCCUGAUGGUGUAUUUUCAGUGUCCCCAUGUUUCAACUGCAACUUCUUUACAAUAAAGACUGUAAGUGAGUUUCCUCGG